AAUUAAAAUUUGGAAAAAGCAUAAAAAAAUACCAAUUUUAAGUUUUUAGAACUACUUCCUAUGUAGUACGUAUAUGCAAAAAUUAAGUUUCUCAAUUUUAUCUUUGAUAUCAAAUAUUUGGAAAAUAAUAUAUGUAAUAAAAAUCAAGAUAAGAUGAUAAUCAUCUCGGGGAAAAAUAAAAAAGAGUAGAUACGAACUUAAGAACGAAUAUACUUUGCAUGUAUUCAGCUCUUAAUUUAAAAGUUAAUGUUAGAAAAUUUAUAAAAAAGUAAAACUUAAUAGGACAAAAUUUUUAAUAUUUGGGAAUUUUAUAAAAACAAAUUGCAUCAAAAUGAGUAUUGGAAAACUAUUAUUAAAAAUACGUCAUCAUGUUCAAAGCCCAUUCAAUUCAGCUAUUUUAAUAAUAUUAAUAACAUUUGGAAUGAUAUGCAGCUCAUCAGGUGACAUAGCGCCGAAUGAAGAUUCAACAGCAGAAGGGAAUCUGCAUACAAAGGCAGAUCUAGACAUUAACAGUAUUUUAAACAAUAAUAAUAACAUUAACAAUAAUAAUUUAGAAAUGCCUCAUCCUGGCGACAAUGAGAGUACAAAAGGUCCAGCAACAAUAAUAAAUGAUUUAGGAUUUAUACAUGCGUUUGUUGCCUCGAUAUCUGUUAUAUUAGUAAGUGAAUUAGGUGAUAAAACAUUUUUUAUUGCUGCAAUAAUGGCAAUGCGUCAUCCAAGAUUGACUGUAUUUACCGGUGCAAUGUCAGCAUUAGCUUUAAUGACAAUAUUAUCAGCCGUUUUUGGUAUGGCUGCAACAAUUAUACCAAGAGCAUAUACAUAUUAUAUAUCAACAGCUUUAUUUGCAAUUUUCGGUUUGAAAAUGUUAAAAGAAGGAUAUUAUAUGUCACCUACAGAUGCUCAAGAUGAAUUAGAGGAAGUCCAAUCUGAUUUACGUAAAAGGGAAGAUGAGUUAAUGCGAGCUACAGCCAAAAAAAAUAAAGAUAAAGAUGAAGAUGAAGUUCCAACUUCAAGUGAUGAAGAAGAACAAAAUACUAAAAAUAAUAAUAUCAAUAAUAACAAUAAAGAAAACUCAGUUGCUUCCACAAAUAUAUCACCAAUAUCAUCGAUUGGUGAAAGAAAAACAAAAUCAACAUCAAAUUUAUUAUUAAAAUCAAAUAAUAAUAAUAAUAAUGUUAAUAAUAAUAUGAACUCAUCUACAUCAACUGAUGAGGGUAUUGAUGUAAUGGGCCCUUCUACUACAACAUCUGUUUUAGGAUUAAAUAAUGGUGAUGUUAAUGGUGGAGUUACAUUAACUGAUGGAGUAACUUCCACAAUUAAUUCUUCUAAGGUAACCACUGCUGGCGGUGAAAUGGAAUUAAUUCAAGUUGGAGGAGCUAAGAAGAGGUUGGAACGUGAAUCAGCUACCACGGCUAUGGUAACAGAUCCAGAAAGUGGCGUAACAAGAAAAGUACCAAAACGAAGUGCUUAUUAUUUAGCAACACGAAUAUUUAUGCAAGCUUUUACAAUGACCUUUUUAGCUGAAUGGGGUGAUCGAUCACAAUUAACAACUAUAAUUUUAGGAGCUCGAGAGGAUGUCUAUGGUGUUAUUGUGGGCGGUGUUUUAGGACAUUCACUUUGUACAGGCUUAGCAGUUAUUGGAGGACGAAUGAUUGCCCAAAAAAUUUCUGUACGAACAGUUACAUUAGUUGGCGGUGUUGUUUUCCUAUUAUUUGCUAUUAGCGCUUUAUUCUUUGAUCCAAACGACACGUAAAGUAUUUUGAUGGAAUUUAAAACUUUCUUGAUUUCAAAUUUCGUCAAACUUUUUUGAUAAAUCGGGACUUAAUUAAAAUUAAAUUGAUAUUGUUUUUUUUUUUACGUUACAUCUCAUAAAAUAUUAUAUAAUUCUUUUUAUUAUAUCUGUAUAAAUAUUUUUUUUUUAUUUUAACUAUCAUAAAAAUUAUUGAUAUUCUUAAAGUAUAAUGUUUGAAAAUGAAUUUUAUAAUUGAAAUGAAAACAUUCAAAAAAGAUUUAAAAAAAAACAAAAUGUAUAAUAAUUUUUAGGAUAUUAUUAUUAAUAAGUGCAGAAAAAUUGUAAUAAUCAAUGUAGUAUUUUGUAAUCAGCAAAUAAAAUAUAACAAUAUAAUUCCUUCACUAUUGAAAAUAAUUAUUAAAAAUUCUAUUAUAGAUCUUUUCGUAAUCUGCAUUUAAACAUUCUAAUAGAAAUAAAAUCCUAGAAUGCCUGUGGCUUACCAGUUAUUUUUUAUUAAAUGAUGUAUUAUGUAAAUAAAGAUUUUUAAAUAUAUAUUAUAUAUAAAUAUAUAUAUAUACAUUUAUAUAAAUAUGUGUGUAUAAAUGUAAAAGAAUUUAUUAGAAAUAAUUAUUGUCGUUAAGAAAAGAAUUUUAAAAAUGA
Messenger RNA from Condylostylus longicornis, 2392 nucleotides. Its product is annotated as transmembrane protein 165. Gene Ontology annotation, molecular function: ATP binding; calcium ion transmembrane transporter activity; manganese ion transmembrane transporter activity. Gene Ontology annotation, biological process: calcium ion transmembrane transport; manganese ion transmembrane transport; Golgi calcium ion transport. Bases 332 to 1753 code for a protein of 473 amino acids. The record is from RefSeq and is a predicted model, not a curated record. NCBI's taxonomy places the organism in Eukaryota, Metazoa, Arthropoda, Insecta, Diptera, Dolichopodidae. Gene Ontology annotation, cellular component: nucleus; Golgi apparatus. The transcript has 6 exons.